AUGUCCGCACGUUCACCCCGGCUCAUCGCGUGCGUGCGGUGUCGCAGGCGCAAGAAGCGCUGCGAUCGAGCUGUGCCUUCAUGCGGCGAGUGUACGAAAACAGGUUCCGAGUGCGUGCCUGUCGGGCUCAAGACGGAUGGCAACCUGACUAGAGUUCCGACGGCCUAUCUGCAGCAACUCGAGUCUCAAAUGGCUGCUUUGCAGCGCAAGGCCCAGAACCAGAGCUUAGUUGCCGAUGCAGAUACAGCUGAUGAUCAUGGUCAAGUCCAGCAAGAGAGCAGCUACCCGUCCCCAUUCGACAAUAGCAACAACGAAAAUUCAGAGAGUGGUAGCAGGCCCACAGGGGAUCCUAUUCCACGAGAAGAAAGUGUUGACAAUGUCAUGGUGUUUGACGGUGACGACACGACUAUGAGUAACUUGUACUCGCCAUCACAGUCGAUCCCAGAUCCUCAAUAUCAGUCACAGCCUGCAGGGUCCGCAUUCAACAGAUCUCAGCCCCGGCACGACCUUACCUGCAUCGGAAGUGAUUGGUUGGACCACUAUGCUGAAAUCUACUUCCGCCAUGCACAGCCCCAGUGGUCGUUUCUCGACGAGGACGACUGGAAUACCAAAUAUCAGGCUUGGAUGACUUCUCCAAGCGCAGUCGACGAUACACACGUAUUCAUCUUGCUGCUGGCCCUUGCAGUCGGUGCAUUGCUUAGUAGUUCGUACCGCCAGAACUGCCCAUACCUGACACAUGCAUCACGACUUUAUGAAACGGCUGUCCGAGAUUAUCUCGGUUCUAUAACACAGCAUCAGAGCGCACUGACACGCACCCAAGCGUCGAUAUUAAUGGUCAUAUACUCGUGGCAUGAUUCAUCCCACAACAUCCUCCAAAACAGCAUCAUGAUGGUCCUAAUGAACUGUCAAAAUCUGAUUGACCAAAUGCGGGCCGAUGAAGACAAACAAAGUGAGAAUACUACCGCCCUUCGUUCUCUACAGAGACGCUGUAUUAUGAGCUGCCAUAUUGUCAACGAGAUUGUAUCAUCAGCAUGGUCAUACCCACAAAGUUUUGUACUGGAGACGUUGGACGACAAGAUGUUUCAAUACGCGUCGAAGAUGCAAGCUGGCCUUGAAAGUCCCGACUUUUACGAACCGCUCUUCCAACUCCGGUGCAUACAGUCCAAAAUCCGACACACAAACAAGAGGCUUCGACUGCUAGAUCCUUCAGACCCCUUCCGCGAGAGUUUCCGUCUUCGUCUCAAGACAGAACUCCAGGACUGGAAGACCAGUAUCCAGCUUUUAACAAGCUCAACCCCUUCCGACGAGGUUGUGUACCAUGAGACUCAGGCGUUACUCAAGCUUUACGACUACGGGGUCUCGAUCCUUAUGCAGGAGAAUCUCUCCAUACUGUGUGUUCAAGACAUUGGACAGUUGAUCGAGUGCUGUAGCGGGGCUUGUCGCACGUUUCGUCAAUCCCAACAAUCGAACCCCCUUAUCUACUGGACUUGGACUGCUCUCAUGUAUCAGUUCCGCCUUGGAGUAAUGUUGCUCUACUGCUACUUCAUCACCCCUCGGACAAUGCAAACACCAAUAUUCUCAUACGAGUCCACACUAGACGGCAUACAGAGCUGCCGCCUUACCUUGGAGAAUUUCUCAACACGAUGGCCCCAAUCCGUGGUAUAUUUCCAGGCGUUUCAACUCUUGGCGGACAAGGCAUUCGAGUCUUCUUACGGUGAAGCAAUUGCUAACCAAACAGCGCUUGAGAGUCCGGAAGCAUUGACACGAUGCCUCACCUCAGGAUCUAGUGGAGAAUGGAUCGCCAACAUGGAAACUGUGGUCAUGGAGCUCAAGUCUCAGCAUGUUCAUCAUGCAGUGGUGGCUCUCAUCCAGGACAUAAUCAAGCGAUCGUCCGUUGAGGAUUUCAAUAUGGAAGCGAUAGGCUUUGUACCUAAUCUUGAUCUGGAUAGCCUGGGCCUGUUUGGCUUUUGCGUUCCGACGUGA
Molecule: messenger RNA, 1983 nt
Organism: Fusarium oxysporum Fo47
Lineage: Eukaryota; Fungi; Ascomycota; Sordariomycetes; Hypocreales; Nectriaceae
Product: fungal specific transcription factor domain-containing protein
Exons: 3
Coding region: 1-1983 (660 amino acids)
Biological process (GO): positive regulation of transcription by RNA polymerase II
Molecular function (GO): zinc ion binding; sequence-specific DNA binding; DNA-binding transcription factor activity, RNA polymerase II-specific
Source: RefSeq, a predicted model, not a curated record